This is a messenger RNA of Helicoverpa armigera (cotton bollworm), 837 nucleotides long. Its product is annotated as chorion class A protein Ld12-like. Gene Ontology annotation, cellular component: egg chorion. The record is from RefSeq and is a predicted model, not a curated record. Gene Ontology annotation, biological process: chorion-containing eggshell formation; multicellular organism development. Gene Ontology annotation, molecular function: structural constituent of egg chorion. NCBI's taxonomy places the organism in Eukaryota, Metazoa, Arthropoda, Insecta, Lepidoptera, Noctuidae. Bases 380 to 826 code for a protein of 148 amino acids. The transcript has 2 exons.
AAGAAGUAAAAGUGGUUGUAGCUCACCUGCACGAAAAGCGCCUGAGCGCAGAGGACGAGGAUCAGCUUGGCUGCCAUUGUAGUUUGUGUCGAAGUGAACUUGACUAUGAGUUUUCCAAGAAUCGAUCCACUAUUUAUACUGAAACGUAGUGCUUAUCUAGUUGUGUUGCAGCAAUUUGUGCGUUUUGAAAUGAACUUUUCGCACCUUUAUCAGUAAUUGCAAUGUGGGGAAAUAGAAAAGUGUAUGACUUUGUUUCACCAGAACAUAGAAACAAAAACACGUUGUUGUGAUAAGAGGAGACUUUUGCACUAUAUAACCGUGGUCUAGAAGUAGGAACAUCAUUCAGUCUUCAGCUUCUCGUUGAACACAAACAUCAAACAUGUCUACCUUCGCUGUUCUGUUGCUCUGCAUCCAAGCUUGCUUGGUCCAGAAUGUGUUCGGUAUCGGGUGCGGCUGCGGGGGUGCGGCUCCCGCCGCUCUCUCCGGCGCCGCUCCCUGCGGCUACGGCCUAGGCUCCGGCCUUGGCUACGGUGCUGGUCUGGCUGGCUCCUACGGAUUGGCUUCUGGUUUGGGUUAUGACGGACUCGCCUACCCUGGCGCUGCCGGUUACGGCUCUGGAGUCGCCGCGUACGGCGGCGCCGGUGAAGGCAACGUGGCGGUCGCUGGUGAGCUGCCAGUCGCCGGUAACACCGCUCUGUAUGGACAGGUGCCCAUCAUGGGCGCUGUCAGUUUUGGUGGAUCUGUCCCGGCUGCUGGUGCCGUGUCUAUCUCCGGACAGUGCGCGUGCGGCUGCGGUGCUCCAAUUGCUGCUCCUGUAUACUGCUGAAUCAUCAAUUU